This is a messenger RNA of Tribolium castaneum (red flour beetle), 1649 nucleotides long. It is a transcript of the gene Ids, whose product is annotated as Iduronate 2-sulfatase. Gene Ontology annotation, cellular component: cytoplasm. Lineage: Eukaryota; Metazoa; Arthropoda; Insecta; Coleoptera; Tenebrionidae. The transcript is spliced from 4 exons. The record is from RefSeq and is a predicted model, not a curated record. Gene Ontology annotation, molecular function: iduronate-2-sulfatase activity. The coding region runs from base 114 to 1649 and encodes 511 amino acids.
GUCAGCGAAUCAGCUGAUUGGACAUUGGUCGAGUGCUAGCGGUUGAUUUAAUUUUAGCAAAUGAGGGGACAGACGAUCAUACACAAUAAACAAUUACGGAGAUUUAUAACAAGAUGUUUGCUUUGGUUUUAAUCGGGCUUUUGGUGCGUUAUUCUGUGGCUUUAAAACCCAAUGUUUUGAUGGUGAUGAUCGACGAUUUGAGGCCAGCACUGGGGCUGUACGGAGACCCCGAUGCCUACAGCCCCAAUAUCGAUAAACUCGCCACAAAAAGCUUCGUCUUUACGAAUGUUUUUGCACAACAAGCCCUGUGCGCCCCCAGCCGCAACUCGCUCCUUACAAGCCGCCGUCCAGACUCUCUUCACCUGUACGACUUCUACAGUUACUGGCGCGACUCAGUGGGCAACUUUACCACUCUCCCUCAGCUUUUCAAAGACCACGGCUACUACACCCACUCCAUUGGCAAAAUCUUUCACCCAGGAAUCUCCUCGAAUUAUACCGACGACUCCCCUUACAGUUGGAGCGACAAACCUUUUCACCCCCAAACUGAAAAGUAUAAAGAGGCUAAAGUUUGUGUGACUUCAGACGGAACUUUUGCACGUAAUGUAAUAUGUCCGGUAAUUGUUGAUGCCCAACCUGGUGGGACUCUACCCGAUCUUGAGUCUUUAGCCGCAGCGAAAAAAUUCCUAAAAAGCUACAAGGGAGAAAAACCGUACUUUUUAGCUGUUGGAUUUCACAAACCGCACCUACCGUUGAAAUUUCCGGUGGAGUAUUUAGAUUACCAUCAAGGUGAGGUGGAGCUUCCGGUGAAUCGUUGGCGGCCUCCACUCUUGCCGACAGUGGCCUGGAACCCGUGGUUGGAUGUGAAAAACCGAGACGAUAUAAAAAAACUGAACAUUUCGUUUCCUUUUGGCGGAAUGCCAGACAAUGUUACCAAAGAAAUUAUUCGAAAUUAUAACGCCGCUACUAGCUAUAUUGACAGUUUGGUUGGUUCUCUGCUUGAUGAAGUUGACUCAAAUAAUACCAUUAUUGUCCUAACUAGUGACCACGGCUGGUCAAGAGGUGAACAUGGGGAGUUUUCAAAAUUCAGUAACUUUGACGUUGCCACACGUGUUCCUUUAAUUGUCCACGUUCCAGGAUUAAGCAAUGCGGAAAUAAGGAUUACCCAACUAGUUGAAUUGGUUGAUCUUUUUCCCACUUUAGUUGACUUAACUCAAGUAGCUCCAGCACUAGAAGUGUGUACCAAAAACGGCUCAAAUUCAAUAUUAUGUACAGAGGGACAAAGUUUAGUACCAAUAAUGGUUGCAAAUGCGCGGAAUCAACUCAACAAAGCGGGAGGAAAAAGAGCCGUUUUUUCGCAAUAUCCAAGACCUGGCGCUUUUCCUUCUGUAACUCCAGACAGUGACAGACCCCGACUUGAAGAUAUUAAUAUAAUGGGUUAUUCAAUAAGAACAACUAGGUACCGAUACACAGAGUGGAUUAAAUUUAAUCAUACGACUUUUAUGCCUGACUGGUCAAAAGUUUACGGUAAAGAAUUGUACGACCAUCUUAUUGACCCUUUAGAAAAUAUGAAUCUCGUUACAAGGAGCGAAUUGAGUUACGUUAUUGAUUCCAUGCACAAGCAGUUGAUUUUGGGGUGGAGAUUUGCUUAA